CGAGACAGGAACUUCAUUCCCCUGCGGGUCGGGAUCGCAGAAACUAUGCCCCUUCUCUCACCAUGAGCUGGCUCUCCAAUUCUCCAGGUGUCGUGCUCACCGCCUACCACCCCAGCGGCAAGGACCAGGCCGUGGGGGACAGCCCUGCAAAGGGAGGUGAGGAAGCCACCUCGAGCCGAAGACAUGGCCAUUAUAACAUGAACCAAGAAAGCACCGCUCCCAGAGUUGCAGAGAGGCCUCCAUUUGACAGAUCCAGUUCCCAGGAUUCCUUGGACGAAUUAUCUAUGGAGGAUUAUUGGACAGAGCUAGAAAAUAUCAAGAAAUCCAGUGAAAGCAGACAACAAGAUCAAGAAGUGGUAGUUGUCAAGGAGCCUGAUGAAGGAGAACUGGAAGAAGAGUGGCUUAAAGAGGCCGGUUUGUCUAAUCUCUUUGGUGAGUCAGUGGAUGAUCCACAAGAAAGCAUGGUAUUUUUAUCUACAUUGACCCGGACCCAGGCAGCAGCUGUUCAGAAACGCAUAGAGACAGUCUCCCAGACCCUGAGGAAGAAAAACAAACAACAUCACAUUCCUGAUGUCAGAGACAUAUUUGCUCAGCAGAAAGAAUCGAAAGAAAAAACUCCAGAUGGCACUGAAUUGCAGUCAGUAAGAACAAAUGAAAACAAAUACGAAGGAAAAGAUGACCAGUCAUCUAGCCUCAUUGUUGCUAAUAAGGAUCUGGUGGUACUGGUGCCUGAAGAUACACCUGCCUCUGAAGCAGACAUCAACCUGGAGGUGUCAUUUGCAGAACAAGCUGUGGAUGAGGAAGAGAACUCCAAGGAUAAGACUUGGAAGAACAAAGGCUGUGAUGCCUCAUUACCUAGUUUCAGAUUGCCAAAAGAUAAGACAGGCACCACAAAGAUCGGGGACCUGGCAUCUCAGGACAUGAAGAAAGUUUGCCGUUUAGCCCUGAUUGAGUUGACUGCCCUCUAUGAUGUAUUGGGCAUUGAACUGAAGCAACAGAAAGCUGUGAAAAUCAAAACAAAAGAUUCUGGUCUUUUUGGUGUCCCAUUGACCACAUUAUUAGAACAAGAUCAGAGGAAAGUGCCAGGAACCCGAAUACCCUUGAUCUUUCAAAAACUGAUUUCUCGAAUUGAAGAGGGAGGUUUGGAAACAGAAGGCCUCCUACGAAUACCUGGAGCCGCCAUGAGAAUCAAGAAUCUUUGCCAAGAACUAGAAGCAAAGUUCUAUGAAGGGACUUUUAAUUGGGAGAAUGUCAAGCAGCACGAUGCAGCCAGUCUGUUGAAGCUCUUCAUCCGGGAGCUACCCCAGCCCCUGCUCAGCGUAGAAUACCUCAAGGCCUUUCAGGCUGUGCAGAAUCUUUCCUCCAAGAAGCAGCAACUCCAGGCUCUGAACCUCCUUAUCAUCCUCCUGCCCGACGUGAACAGAGACACUCUGAAGGCCCUGCUUGAAUUUCUCCAAAGAGUCAUAGAUAAUAAAGGGGAAAAUAAAAUGACUGUCCUGAAUGUUGCAAUGGUCAUGGCUCCGAAUCUCUUCAUGUGUCAGCUGGGUUUGAAGACCAGUGAGCAGCAAGAAUUAGCGAAGGCAGCUGGGACAGCAAACAUCAUGCUCUUACUUAUUAAGUAUCAGAAACUUCUGUGGACAAUUCCCAAGUUUAUUGUAAACCAAGUAAGGAAGCAAAACACUGAAAACCAGAGAAAGGAAAGGAAAGCCAUGAAGAAAUUGCUAAAGAAAAUGGCUUAUGACCGAGAAAAACAUGAAAAACCAGAUAAGAGUACAAAUGAUGCUGACGUUCCUCAGGGAGUGAUUCGUGUGCAAGCUCCCCAUCUUUCGAAAGUUUCCAUGGCAAUACAGCUAACUGAAGAACUAAAAGCCAGUGAUGUACUUGCCAGGUUUCUCAGCCAAGAAAGUACUGGUGUGGCUCAGACUCUGAAGAAAGGAGAAGUUUCUUUAUAUGAGAUUGGAGGAAACAUUGGGGAACGCUGCCUGGAUGACAAUACCUACAUGAAGGACUUAUAUCAACUCAACCCCAAUGCCGAAUGGGUCAUAAAGUCGAAGCCAUUAUAGAAGCUGGAAGCCAACGCUAGCCCUGAGGACUUCUGUGGUCAUUCUUGCUGGGUCAAGAGUGUACAUAAAAGAAAUGGUGGGAAUCUUAUUUUUCAGCUGUAUUCAAUUAUUAAGAAGUGACGCCCUCAAGCCUUUACAAAAAAGAUAGACAUGCUGCUGCCAGAAUUAUGCUGAUUAUCAUUAGAAAACAAAUACUUCUAGAGACAGGGGCUUAAUUAGCUUGUGGGCUGUUUUUAUCUACUCUGUGAAAUUCAUCCAGAUGUGAGGUGUUUUUUUCUUGAUGAAAAUGUUUUUUACCACUCACUUUUCCUUGUGAAAAGCAUAUGUUCUGAGGCAUAUAUAUGUAUGUAUAUAUAUGUAUAUAUGUCUCCUUUUACCUUCUUACUUAUCUGUCUCUGCCUUUCCUCAGUCAGGUUUGAUCUUUAACCAAAAACAAUAACAAAUACUAGGUAUUUUAAGGCAUGAAGACAGCAUACAUUAAAACAGACUUAAUGCAAUGUAAUUCUUGGGACUAUUGAAUAGUGCUAUUCCAUGUCUGUGAAUCAUUUAUUCCAAUGAUUCCACCCUAAGAUCGAAUAGUUAAAUAGUUAAAUAAAAAGUAAUCUCAGGCUGUGAUUUCUUUUCCCAUUUAUUUGAUCUGUGUGCAUGGAACUCUAUCCUUGAUCAAGUAAAUUGGCCUGUCGGAAACCGCCAAUUAUUACCCUGCCAUUAAAUACUUAUAUAUGAAGAAUAAAUUCAAAUAUGUGCAUCUGUAAUAAGAACUAACGAUAAACAGAGAAUGAAAGCCAAAGAACUAUACUCUUUCCAAAAGAAAUUUACAGAGUCAAAGCUGGCUUGACCUGUUUCCUAUUAGCUUUAUAAAUAUACAUAAUAAUAUGAUCUAGUAAACAGUUGGAGAAUGUAUUGUUAAGGCAGGAUAUCUUUCUUUUCUUUUUCUUUUCUUUCCAGACUAAGACUACUGGACAAGUUAUACUUUUCGGUAUGACACAGUCAUGUGAACAAGUUUUUGUUUUUGUACUUAUUUUAAAUCAAUAAACUUACUAAAAUGUUGUGGAAAGUACUCUUCCCAGGGAUUUUAACACACAGGCCACAUUGUGACCAGAGAUGAGCCUCUCUACUGUACAUAGAAGAGAUGAAGAGAGAAAUGUUAAAUAUUUUACAAAGUUAGAGUGUAGUAAAUAAAAAGGUAAUGUUAAUGAAUGUUGUGCCAACUGUGUUUGAUACUUUUAGUCAUACGGGAAGGAAAAUUACACAUUCUCAGAAACUCUUGAUGUCAUUGCUAAUUAGGAAAGAAAAGGCCCUUAAUGGGAGUCAUAAAUUUUUAGCAUAUAAUUACAAGAGCAGCCUGUGGAAAUGAUCACUUAAAAUAACUUUGUGGUGAUUUGUGCCAUUGCUUUUUUUAUUUAAAGAAUUUCAUAAUUAAAUGUCUUUUUCAACAUAA
Molecule: messenger RNA, 3504 nt
Organism: Dipodomys spectabilis (banner-tailed kangaroo rat)
Lineage: Eukaryota; Metazoa; Chordata; Mammalia; Rodentia; Heteromyidae
Gene: Arhgap18
Product: Rho GTPase activating protein 18
Exons: 15
Coding region: 63-2063 (666 amino acids)
Biological process (GO): regulation of actin filament polymerization; signal transduction; regulation of small GTPase mediated signal transduction
Cellular component (GO): cytoplasm
Molecular function (GO): GTPase activator activity
Source: RefSeq, a predicted model, not a curated record